This is a messenger RNA of Eleginops maclovinus (Patagonian blennie), 1610 nucleotides long. RefSeq lists its product as uncharacterized. The transcript is spliced from 2 exons. The record is from RefSeq and is a predicted model, not a curated record. Lineage: Eukaryota; Metazoa; Chordata; Actinopteri; Perciformes; Eleginopidae. Bases 68 to 1117 code for a protein of 349 amino acids.
AGUAGAUGAGCUACUUUCUUCUGAUUGGUUCACUGGCCCUAGCUUUCUGUGGAAAAGGGAGAUCGAAAUGCCAACAGAGGUGCCUUCAGAGCUGCCUGUCGGUGACCCAGAGGUUAGAAAGGCUCAGACAUUUCAGACAAAGACCUCAGAACAAGUUGACCUUGUAGACAGACUGAAUAAGUUCUCAUGCUGGUCUCGGGCAGUCAAAGCAGUGGCGCGGCUCAUACGGCGUGCAAGAAAGGUAAAAUCAUGUGACCUCUCAUCAGUUAGUGAAAGACAGAGUGCAGAGCAGCUCAUCAUCAAAGACAUGCAAAGUCAAACAUACGGAGAAGAGAUAAAGCUACUAAGCAAAGGACAUCAGCUACCAAAACAAAACAAGCUGUAUCACCUCGAUGUUUUCCUAGAUGCAGAGGGUGUGCUCAAGGUGGGAGGUAGGCUCAGCCGCUCAUCUUUCCCUAACACAUUCAAGCACCCAACAGUCAUUCCUCAGGGACAUCACGUGACGAGUCUGAUCAUCGCCCACCAUCAUGAAAGAGUGAAACAUCAGGGCAAAGGCUUCACCAUCAAUGAAAUCAGGUCCAAUGGCUAUUGGAUCUGUGGACUGAGCAGAGCAGUGGCAACCUACAUCCGUCACUGUGUGACAUGUCGAAGGCUGAGAAGGCCUGUUGAAAGCCAAAAGAUGAGUGACCUGCCUGUCGAACGAACAGAACCCACCCCACCAUUCACAUACUGUGGGAUGGACUGUUUUGGUCCUUUUUGGACUAAGCAAGGGCGAAAAGAAGAAAAAAGGUGGCGCCAGGUGCAGUACCUGACCGAACAGUUUUGGAGUAGAUGGAAAAAGGAGUACCUCCACAGCAUCACAGCAAGACAGUGCUGGCAUGGCACUAAAAGGAACCUACAGGUCGGUGAUGUAGUGAUGGACGCUGAGGACACUUUACCACGAAGCAAAUGGAGACUUGGGACAGUGACUGAAGUCAUUCAAGGCAAAGAUGGACUUGUGAGACGGGCCAAAAUCUUGUUUGGAGAGAAGGAGCUGAACCACAAAGGAGAGCGCACCAUCAGGACCUCUUUGGAGCGCCCUGUCCAGAAAUUAGUUCUAUUGCUAGAAGCUGUUUAGGCACUAUGCAGUUAUGAAAUGCAAUAUAGUUUUCUGUGUGGUGUAGCCAUAUAUAUUUGAAGGGUUAUCCCUAUAAGUUGAAAUUGUGUGUUUUAAAUGUUUCCAUUUUGGAAAAACACUAGAAUUUGGUGGGAGUGUAAAUAACCCCAUGAAGGUAUAAUUCAUUUUUAGUUUAAUUUGUACUUAUUUGCAUAAUUGUGAACACGGAAUUAGUUUAAGAAUUUUAUACAGGCCUUAUGCCAUUCAUUUUCCUAUAGACUUUUAUUUUGACAACGGUAAAGGUAAAAUGUUAAUCAUACUUCACUUUGUUAGCGUGUAACUUUUUAGUACAGUGUAUGAUCUGGUCACGAACGGAUGUACGUGUGUAAAAUAGAAGGAUUUUAUAGUUUUAAUGGACCCGUAUGAGGCCAAACAGUUCUUACGGUGGUGAUAGUUUGAAAGUAUAAGGAAUGUAGUAUUGAACAAGAGAAAAUAAAACAGUAAAUUUGAACCA